This is a messenger RNA of Pichia kudriavzevii, 537 nucleotides long. RefSeq lists its product as uncharacterized. NCBI's taxonomy places the organism in Eukaryota, Fungi, Ascomycota, Pichiomycetes, Pichiales, Pichiaceae. Gene Ontology annotation, molecular function: 2 iron, 2 sulfur cluster binding; ferrous iron binding. The record is from RefSeq and is a predicted model, not a curated record. The coding region runs from base 1 to 537 and encodes 178 amino acids. Gene Ontology annotation, biological process: intracellular iron ion homeostasis; iron-sulfur cluster assembly. Gene Ontology annotation, cellular component: mitochondrial matrix; cytoplasm. The transcript has a single exon.
AUGUUUACCCGUUCAAGUUUACUCAGACAACCAUUCAAGAAUACCCUGAGAGCUGCUGCCAGAUUACAGCAGUCCCGCUAUUAUCAUCCUAGAGUGAUUGACCAUUAUCAAAAUCCUCGUAAUGUCGGUACCAUGGACAAGAGCAUGGAGAACGUUGGCACUGGUUUGGUGGGUGCCCCUGCAUGUGGUGAUGUGAUGAGGCUCCAGAUCAAAGUCAACGACAAGACCGGUGUCAUUGAGGAUGUGAAGUUCAAGACGUUUGGAUGCGGUUCGGCUAUUGCCAGCUCGAGUUUUGCUACAGAACUCGUCAAGGGCAUGACUUUGGAAGAAGCUGAGGGUAUCAAAAACACAACCAUCGCCAAGGAGCUCUCGCUUCCUCCAGUGAAGUUGCACUGCUCAAUGUUGGCCGAAGAUGCUAUUAAGUCCGCCAUCAAGGAUUAUAGGACAAAGAGAAACAAAGUCACCUUGGGUCCAGAGGCUACCGCUGGUGAAGCUCAGGCGACAGCUCCAUCUCCUGCCUCCUCAGGCGCCGCUUGA